CUGGGCAUGAGCUCGGGGGCUGCCCCGCGGCUGCGCUCGCUCCAGCGACACCUGCAGGGCAGAGGCAUGGAGCCAGUCAGCAGCCCGCUGACCACACAUGUGCUGGACACUGCCUCGGGGCUCCCAGCCCAAGGCCUCUGCCUCCGUCUGUCCAGGCUGGAGGAGCACGGCCAGCAGUGGACUGAGCUGAGGGAAAGCUACACCAACCCGGAUGGCCGCUGCCCUGGGCUCCUGCUGCCAGGCCAGAUGAAGGCGGGCACCUACAAGCUGACCUUCGACACUGAGGGCUACUGGAAGAAAAGGGGGCAGGACAGCUUCUACCCAUAUGUGGAGGUUGUUUUCACCAUCACAAAUGAGACUCACAAGUUCCACAUCCCCCUGCUGCUGAGCCCAUGGUCCUACACCACCUACAGAGGAAGCUGACCACCAGCUGGCCAGCGAGCACCAAUGCUAUCACCAUGGCCUGAGCCACUCCCAACCCUCCACAGUGGGCUCUGUGCUCCGAUUUCCUGGGGGAGGUUUUGGCCCCCAAUUCCCCAGUGGCAGCUGUGA
This is a messenger RNA of Miniopterus natalensis, 552 nucleotides long. RefSeq names its product 5-hydroxyisourate hydrolase-like. Gene Ontology annotation, molecular function: hydroxyisourate hydrolase activity. The record is from RefSeq and is a predicted model, not a curated record. NCBI's taxonomy places the organism in Eukaryota, Metazoa, Chordata, Mammalia, Chiroptera, Miniopteridae. Gene Ontology annotation, biological process: purine nucleobase metabolic process.